Messenger RNA from Marmota monax (woodchuck), 4383 nucleotides. RefSeq names its product calcium voltage-gated channel auxiliary subunit gamma 5 (gene Cacng5). Gene Ontology annotation, biological process: neurotransmitter receptor transport, postsynaptic endosome to lysosome; transmission of nerve impulse; regulation of AMPA receptor activity. Gene Ontology annotation, molecular function: voltage-gated calcium channel activity; channel regulator activity. The record is from RefSeq and is a predicted model, not a curated record. Gene Ontology annotation, cellular component: postsynaptic density membrane; AMPA glutamate receptor complex. The coding region runs from base 285 to 1253 and encodes 322 amino acids. The transcript has 7 exons. NCBI's taxonomy places the organism in Eukaryota, Metazoa, Chordata, Mammalia, Rodentia, Sciuridae.
GGCUGCAGCCACUGUCACAGGCGAGGAGCAGCUCCCGCGGACCGGACGGGGCGGGCGCCCGGGCAGCCUGCACGGUACCUCGGGCCCGCAGCCCAGACGGCGAGGAACCUUCGCCCCGGGGCGGGGAUCGCGGCUGCUCGUACGAGAGGAAGAGACUGAGGUUCAGAGUGGAGAUAUGACUUGCCCAGGAUGGGUACAUAGGAGAGCCAGCACCUCCACUUGAAUUUGCCUGAUCCCAUAUGCUCUUCACACCUCACGUGGCUGUAAACUCCAAGGAAUAGACUAUGAGCUGCAGGCCCUCCAUCACUAAGUUACAUUCAGGGCCAAAGCCACACCUUGGAUUUACAGUCUAUCUAGGCCAUGAGAAGAAGAUGCUAAUUAAAGCCAACACCGUGCGGGCCGGCGUCCAGCCAGUGGCCGGGAAGAUGAGCACCUGCGGGAGGAAGGCGCUGACCCUGCUGAGCAGCGUCUUUGCCGUCUGCGGCCUGGGCCUCCUGGGCAUCGCCGUCAGCACCGACUACUGGCUGUACCUGGAGGAAGGCGUGGUCCUGCCCCAGAAUCAGAGCACUGAGGUCAAGAUGUCCCUGCACUCGGGCCUCUGGCGGGUCUGCUUCCUGGCAGGUGAGGAGCGGGGACGCUGCUUUACCAUAGAAUAUGUGAUGCCCAUGAACUCCCAGCUGACGUCCGAGUCCACAGUCAAUGUUCUAAAAAUGAUUCGCUCGGCCACACCAUUCCCUCUGGUCAGCCUCUUCUUCAUGUUCAUCGGGUUUAUCCUGAGCAACAUCGGGCACAUCCGUCCCCACAGGACAAUACUGGCCUUUGUCUCUGGCAUCUUCUUUAUCCUCUCGGGCCUCUCUCUUGUGGUGGGCCUAGUGCUCUACAUCUCCAGCAUCAAUGACGAGAUGCUCAACAGGACCAAGGAUGCAGAGACCUAUUUCAACUACAAAUACGGAUGGUCAUUUGCCUUUGCUGCCAUCUCCUUCCUUUUAACAGAGAGUGCAGGGGUGAUGUCUGUGUACCUGUUCAUGAAGAGGUAUACGGCCGAGGACAUGUACAGGCCUCACCCUGGCUUCUACCGUCCACGUCUGAGUAACUGCUCCGAUUACUCCGGCCAGUUCCUGCACCCAGAUGCCUGGAUCCGGGGCCGCAGCCCCUCCGACAUCUCCAGCGACACCUCCCUUCAGAUGAACAGCAACUACCCAGCCUUGCUCAAGUGCCCCGACUAUGACCAGAUGUCAUCUUCUCCCUGCUGAACCCCAGCACCUCCCUGCCUGGACUGUGGACAGCCAGACAGCCCUUGCCCUCCUCCCCUGAUGGCCCUUGAGCCCCAAGCCUGUGGUUGCCAAGCCCAGGCCACCCGCUGCUUAGCCCUGUUGUUUGACCACAUUCUCUCCCUGCUUCUCCCAGAGUAGCUCACACCUCCCGUGGAUGUCAGGACCCUGGAGCCAGGGAGCACACUGAUUGGCUGAGAGCGUAGGUGAAGCCCCGCCUCUGGGGUGCCAAUCCCCGCAGUGGCUCAGCAGCGCCCCCUGCCCUGGAGAAGCUGGUGUUCUGGUUGUUAUUGUACCCACACUCCCAACUCCACACCCGGCCAAGGCCAGUUCUGAGAUGCUGAGUCCCUGAUGUAGCAACAGGACUAGAGUGCUUGCCACCUGGCCUGGCCUCACGUUCGUGACCUGGGCCAUCCAGCCGAAAAAUGACUCUGAGAGGGAGGUGUGGCUGGCUCUGAGAAGUGUCGCCGGCAUUCCCCCUGAAAUGCUGUCUCCUUUUUUUUUUUUUUGUCACACACUUCCCUCCACAAAACACACCUGCCUGCGGAACCCCACCACCCAGGCGAUGGACCUUCCCUCAUCCCGUCCUCCAGAGCCCAGCAGCCCUGAACCCAGGCAUUAAGGCUGGGUCUGAGGCCACGCUGAUGAACUCACAAAGAGGUGUUUGGCAGCUGUCUUAAUAGCAUGGCCCCUUAAUCACAGAUUCAACAGGGGCCUUUAAUGCCUUAACCCAAAGAGGGGACUCUGUCAAUGAGAAUUUGAGAAUUCAGUUGGUCUGGGUCAGUAGUACCAGGUACUAUGUCUGUUCCUGGAGGUACUGUCCCUGUGUACAAGGGCCAUAUUUCCCACUGAAGGCCCUACAGUCUAAUCACAUAGACAGGUGUCUAUAUCACCUAAGUAUAAGGCAACUUUCAAAGGAGCUCCCUGGGAUUUGGAGCUGGAUUUGGUGACACCGGGCGCAUUUGGAGCCUAACCAAGCCAGGCUCAGACUGCUCCAGCUGCCCCCCCCCCCAAGGGAGCCUGUGAACAUACUGCCGCAGUCUGGCUGGGCACACAAUCACAAGCCACCACACAGCUUGUAGAUUCAAACAGCAACUCUUUAUUCCCGAACUCACACCAGCCGUCUACAAUCACGUUCUGGGGAAAUCCACGUUCUCUGCCCAAAUCCACGUUCUCUGCCCAAAUCCACCUCCACUGGGCUUCUGUCUCACAAAAUAUACUGUCUAAAUCCCGUGAGAACUCAAGGGGAACUCAGGCAGCAGGAUACGCCCUAUUCCCAGCAGGAAUAAUCUUAAACCUUAAACCUGGAACCUAAACUGGGAACGCCCUAAACACGAUUAUCUUAAAACCGGGAACACCCUAAUCUGCCUUGGUCCUUGAGCAAGGUCACCUACAUUCAAUGUCACUGCAACAUGUCAGCAACAUGGGGUACGCUGGCAAGGAAAUUGUCAUACCUACUUGGCUAAUGGCUCCCAGCACAUACUCCUAGAACCCUAAUAUAGGUGAACAUCUGACAUAGUAGGCAAGUCAGGUGCUUCCAGAAGAACAGGUGGGUGACACCUGUUUUCCUGGGGUGAACCCUAGCUAGGAGUCAGGAAACCUCUGUGAAGUUCCCAGGAGGAAAAUGGCGGAGGAACCACUGCCACCAUGACCCACUCCGAUCUCCAGGAGUUGGCUCAUCUUGUACAUUUUUGAUUUUCAGGCUUUAGAUAGAAAAACAAUAUCAUGCUCUCCUCGCUGUGCAUUUUUUGCCGUGUCUACUUUUCUCUUGGAGAUGCCAUUAGAUACAGAGCCACUGUGGAGGGGUCUGGCACGAGGUACAGGAAGCCAUCCCGCAGGCGCCUGGGGAAAGGCAGCGUCUUAUUCAACUCAGGCUGCCAGAAACCACCAAGACUGAGAGGCUCAAACAACAGAAGUUUACUUUCUCAUGGUUCCCGAGACUGGAAGUCAAAGGUCAAGUUGUUGGCUGGACUGGUUUCUUCUAAGGCCUCCUGCUUGGCUUGCAAAUGGCCUCCUUCUUGCUGUGACUCCCACAGUCUUCCUGCCCAUGUGCCCCCGAGGUCUCUUGGUAUGUCUAGAUUCCCUGUUAUAAACACGCCAACCAAUUAGAUUAGGGUCCACCGCAAUUAACUAGAUGAUCAAUUUUAAUUUGAUCACCUCCUUAAAGGUCCUGUCUCCAAACAUAGUCAUAUUCUGAGGUCCUAGGGAUUAGGGUUUCAAUGUAAGAAUUUGGGAGAGGACAUGACUUGGCCCUUAGCAGGCAGGUUGGUUCAUAGCUGGAUUAUGCCAUCUGCUUCAGCAUGGUAGAGGGCAAAGAAGAGAAGCCAACCACUGACUCACCAGGGACCCUGGAGCAACCCCUCCUGCUCUGAGGAGCUUGGUGGAAAUUGCUUCCAAGCCCAUUCCCCAUAUACCCACCCACAACUCUAAUGAUUCAGUUCAUUUUGCUUUGUGUGUGACUUUUCAACCCCUGUCUAUCAACUGGUAGCAACCACAAGGCCCAGCUCCCAUGCCAUCGGCACCCUGUGAUGAUCCUCGUGUUCUUUGGUUACUGUGGGCAGAACAACGCCCAAGCCACUGUGCCACCCGUAGCAAAGGAGUCAGUCAGCGUGCUUGGAGGCAACGGGGAAGCACUUCCAAGCUGGACAAUGGUUUAGAUGCUGUCUACUCCAAUUUUUGUCAUUGUAAUUAGCUCCUAAGAUGUCCUUUUCUCUCUCUAAAAGACUCUUUCUCUGUCACCAUGCCAGGCUUGUUUUUGUGCACACAGGAAAAAAUAGAAUCCACUCCUAAAUAUAAGCUGCUUUUUGACUGUGGCAUGAUUAGGAUGGAACUUUACCAGACUGGAGGAUGAGGGGCCACAUCAAGGAGAGUCUGCAGGUUGCUUAGGGACAGGCCAUGUUCUCCUCUCCUGCAGGUUGGGGCCACCAGUACUGUCUCAUUUCCCAUCUAUAAAUCAAUCUCAGAACCAGAGCCUAUUUUGUAAGUUUCUCCACAAUCAAAAGAUUUGUAUGUCAAACAUACAAGUAAAAAAACUCAACUCAGAAAUCAUAUAUGAUGCCAAAGUACUGUGGAUUAUAUAAAUAAAUAUGAAUAAAUAUCAUUCCCAGACGUC